Messenger RNA from Trichoderma breve, 1659 nucleotides. RefSeq names its product amidase domain-containing protein. Lineage: Eukaryota; Fungi; Ascomycota; Sordariomycetes; Hypocreales; Hypocreaceae. The coding region runs from base 1 to 1659 and encodes 552 amino acids. The transcript is spliced from 10 exons. The record is from RefSeq and is a predicted model, not a curated record.
AUGUCCGCCGCCAACAACACACAGCCUAACUUCCCGGGUGCCCAUCUUUCCAGUGACCAAGAAUCGAGCGCUCCGAGGAUCAUGUUGUGUCCGCCAUAUACGGCCUACAGUAUUUUGCUCUUACUCCUUAUGUGCUCUAUGGUGUAUUUCUUUCGACUGGCCUGGCCAUUCUCGUGGCCCUCGGGGACCUCACGGCGAUCGAUUGAUCUGUUGACUGCAACCGCAGAAGAUCUUCAACAGCUCUUGACGGCUGGCGAGCUCACAAGCGUUGAAUUGGUCGACAGAUGCUUCGCUCAGAUUGAUAGGCACGACGAUUGUCUUAAGGCUGUUCUACAGAAGAAUCCACAAGCCAGGACGGUGGCGGCCGCCCUGGACCUCGAACGCAAGAAUGGCCACCUACGUGGGCCCCUUCACGGGAUUCCCAUCCUCAUCAAGGACAAUAUCGCAACCCACCCAAGCCUGGGAAUGAACACGACGGGGGGCAGUCUUGCCUUGCUUACAUCGCGACCGUCAAAGAGCGCUGAGAUUAUAGAAAGAAUUCUUGAAGCAGGGAUGAUUAUCAUAGGGAAAACACAGUUAUCAGAGCUCGCUGGCUUCAAAGGUUCAAAUAUCAUGCCUGGAUGGUCGGCUUUAGGUGGUCAAACGCAAUCUGCAUACACUAUCGGUGAUUCACCCUCUGACUCAUCAACAGGCUCUGCCGUUGGCGUCAGCGCAGGAUAUGCCCCCUUGGCGAUAGGAACGGACACUGGAGGAUCUUUGAUCACACCGAGCACCCGAGCGGCAUUAUAUACUCUCCGACCAACGAUGAACUUGGUCCCACAGGAUGGCUUGAUACCUCUGUCUCAUUUAUUCGAUACUGCAGGGCCGAUGGCAAAAUCGCCUGCUGAUCUGGCAAACCUUUUGGAUGUCUUAGUCACUCCAAAGGGAAGCAGAAAGAGAAAGUUUCAUUCUCAAAUGAUGGCUGAUGACUUUAGAGACUUCAAAAUCGGAUUUCUCUCUCCAGAUAAAUGGUUCUUUGACUCUAAUCUACAGCGCCCAGUGCCAGAAGCCACGGCGCAGAUAAAAAAAGACACUCUGGCUGCUUACGCAAAGAUUGCGCUUACGGCAAAGGCCUUCAAAGAAGUAGAACUUGUAUCCAUCGAUACAUUUGAAGUGAAUGGGCGGCAUAGCUUCUACGACAUUCAAGCGGCUCGGUUUAAACCCACAUUUGAAGCUUACCUUGAAACGCUCGAAUAUUCCCAAGUACGGAGCCUGGAUGAACUCAUAAGGUUCAACCAGAACCAUGCAGAAAAAGCGCUUCCACCAAGCUACGAUAACCAAGACCAGCUCCAGAACGCCGCCACAAUGACAAUGUCCGAUGAAGAGCAUGAUUUUCUUCUAAGACAUGCGCGAAAAGUUGGCCGUGACAUUGGCAUUGACAAGACACUCAAAGAAUAUGACGUAGAUCUAGUCAUUGCGCCAGGAGACUCUCCCGUAAACCUGCUGGUGUCGGCUGCAGGCUACCCUUCCGCAACGAUGCCAUUGUCAUACCUCGAGUACAAUGGCCGGCCCAUUGGUUUGGUUGCAUUUACGACUGCCGGGGGUGAAGAAAUGCUGUUAAACUUCCUGCGUGCGUACGAGAAUACCUUUCCAAAACGGCGCGCUCCCAGUCUCCUCUAA